Molecule: messenger RNA, 1851 nt
Organism: Cotesia glomerata
Lineage: Eukaryota; Metazoa; Arthropoda; Insecta; Hymenoptera; Braconidae
Product: solute carrier family 22 member 4-like
Exons: 5
Coding region: 134-1714 (526 amino acids)
Biological process (GO): transmembrane transport
Cellular component (GO): membrane
Molecular function (GO): transmembrane transporter activity
Source: RefSeq, a predicted model, not a curated record
UGCUCAGAGUUUUUAUAUCUUUGUAUUAAAAACUUAGUCUUGAGUGAUUAUUUUUUUUUUAAAUACUAUAAGCAAUUAUAAUAAAAAUUAUUUAUUCACGUGGAUAAUACUGUUCAAAUAAUUUAGUCUAAUAAUGGAGGAUAAGUCUAAAAAACAAUCAAAAGAAUUUUAUCUUCUGGAAAUGUUGGAUGAGCUUGAAAAAAAAAAAUUAUUCACUUGGACUAUUUUUUUGCUCUGUGCUAUAGCUUCUCUAAUAAAUGGAAUGAAUUCAGUGUCUUAUGUUUUUAUGGCUGAGAUUCCUAAAUUUUGGUGUGCUAUACCUGAAUUUGUAAAUGAUAACUGGACAACCGAUCAAAUAAGAAAUAUUUCUUCGGCCGACGAUUGCCAUAUUUUUGAUUUCAAUUACACCUAUCUUGCAAGCCUAGGAUACAGUAGAGCCCAAGAAUAUGUGGAGGAGUAUGAAUUUAUGCCGAAGAAAGUCUCAUGUUCAUCAUUUAUAUUCAACGAGAAUGGACAUUCAACAAUUGUUAAUGAGUGGGAGUUAGUCUGUAGUAAUAAAGUACUUCGAUCAAACACAUUUUUAGUGUUUGUGCUAGGAAGAAUUACUGGCUAUGGAAUUCUAGGAAUAUAUUCAGAUAAAUAUGGACGGAGAAGCGCAUUAAUUAUUAGUAUAAUACUACUAAGUAUUGCUACACCGGCAAGCGGAGCAGUGCCAUGGUUUUGGGGGUAUAUUCUUCUCAAAUUCCUUACUGGAGUCAGUGUGAGUGCGACGUACUCAUCAGCAUACACUUUAAUGACAGAAGCUGUUACAAAACGUAAAAGAAAGGUAUUUGUAGCUCUGAUUGAAUGCAUGCAUGCAAUUGGAACUUUUUUUCUGGUUAGUUUAGCUUAUUUUAUACCCGAUUGGCGGAUCUUACAAUUAACACUAUCAAGUUUUGUUCUUCCGAUAAUCAUUCUUAUUUGGCUUGUACCCGACUCUCCUCGGUGGCUUAUCUCACAAAGACGGUAUGAUGAAGCCCAAAAAAUAAUUCAAAAGUACUGUGGUUCAACUCUCACGACACCAAUUUGUAUGACAGAAAAUGCAACAGUUGGAUCGCCACCAGAAGUUUUCGUAACCGUGAAAGACAAUGCAAGUUUCUUCAGCCGCAAUAUUGAAAGUUUGAAAAUUCUGUUUUUAGAUUCAACUAUAAAAAAAAAUAUUUUGAUCAUGUAUUUCCUCUGUUAUGCAACAUCAACAAUAAUUUAUACCCUUGUCUUCAAUAUUGAUAAUUUCAAAACAGACCGGUACAUUUACAUGAUACUCAUAAGCGUCAUCGAAUUAAUGUCAUAUGCAGCGGUUACUGUCAUCCAGAUGUUCUUAAGUUGUCGGAAAAUAAAUGUUAUAGUUUACACAAAUGUAUUCCUUCUAAUGAUGGCAAUUUUAGUGGUUCCUGAAGAUGAUAAGAAAAUAAUUGUAGGACUAGCAUUAUUCGGUAAAUUUUUUUCACUAGCAAGUUACAUGAAUCUUAUGUUACUGGUUGCCGAAUUAUUUCCUAGUAAUGUAAAGAAUUCAGGAUUUGGUACUUGUUUAAUAGCAUCGCAGUUAGGUUCUAUGAGUGCUACGUACAUAGUUGAUUACCUUGGAAAUAAUGCCUGGUGGGCACCUACAACACUUAGUGGUAUCUUGGCGUUAAUUGCUAAUUUCCUUUGUUUUCUGUUACCUGAAAAAAAUUAAUGUUAUUGUGAUAAAGUGCGUUAUUGUUAUUAACAACCGAUCUUUUUUUUUUUAAUAAAUUAAAUAACUCGCGCAAAAUAUUACCUCUACUUCACUCAACCACGGAUUCCAAUUUGUACAUGUGUAACAGAGUACAA